AGAGCCUGUCACGUGACUCACCACACGCGACCUACACCUUUGAACAACAUACAGUACACGGAAAUUUUCGCAUUUGUUGUAUUAUUUCUUUUUAAUGGUCUUUUCUUCUGGGUACGGAUGUAAAGUUACUAAAAAUGAAGUGGACUAUCUGGAUAUUUGUCGCGACUAGCCUUAGCGCAGUGUCUUCAGAUGUUACAGAUUUCCCGCAGAAUCCAGAUGUGAAGUUUACUGGAGUCCACUCUCUGCACUAUACCUAUAGUGCUGUUUCUUCUGACCAGUAUAAACUCCCAACAUUUGUGGCCAUGGGCCUCAUUGAUGAUCGACAAAUUGAUUACUAUGACAGCAACACAAAACAAAAAGUUCCUAGACAAGCAUGGAUGAAAAAAAAUAUGAAUAAAGAAUAUUGGAAGAAGGGCACUUUGUCUCGCAAAAGCAAGGAGCAGUGGUUCAGUGUAAAUGUUGGUAUCUUGAAGUCGAGAAUUAAUAGUACCAAAGACCUUCAUGUUUUACAGUGGAUGCAUGGAUGUGAAGUUGACUUUGAUAAGGGAUCUGUGAAAGGAAUGGAUAUGUACAGUUAUGAUGGAAAAGAUUUUCUGUCUUUUGAUAAGGAAAAUAUGCAGUGGGUUGCCCCAGUUGAACCAGCACUUCAAACAAAGAUUAAAUGGGACAAAGAACAAAUCUUGAACCAAUAUACCAAGGGAUACCUAGAAAAUGAAUGUGUUGACUGGCUUAAAAAGUUUAUGAAUUAUUCAGUGGGAGAGACCACCAAGAGCAAUGUUCCUACUGUGAGCCUUUUUGGCAAGCGUAUGACUGAUAAGGUCAGAGUUACUUGCUUGGCAACUGGCUUUUAUCCCAGAGAUUUUAAGGUUUAUAUCACAAAGGAUGGGAAAACAAUCACCCCAGAGGAACAAGACCCUCUACCAAAUGAUGAUCACACCUUUCAGACUCGUAGAAACAUAGAUAUUAAUCCAGAUGACAAAAGCAAAUAUGCCUGUGAGGUGGUUCACAACACCCUGGAAAAAAAAAUAAUCGUACCAUGGGAUAGAACAAUAUUGAAUGAAAAUAAAGAAAAUAGAAUGAUUUGGGGCAUCAUGAGUGCCUGUAUACUUUUAUUUUUCUGUAUUAUGGCUUUUCUUGUUUGCAAAUACAGGCAGAAAACAGCACCUGAAACAUCAAGUGCUACUAGUAAUGGAAAUGCUACUUUGAAAGCAGAAAAUGGUGAAUCCAACAAUCCCUUGUUUACAGGACUGUCUGGCUAUCCAAAUGGACAUGUUGGAAUCUUGGUUACUAACUUGGGUGAAUGUAGUUCACUUUUGAAAACAGAAGAUGAUUUCAGCAAGUGUAGCCUGACUGGUUCUGCAGAUUCUGGGGUUGAUGUAAAAAUGAAAAUAGUGUCAGAAGACUGAUUCUUUCAUUGGGCUGUGAAUAAAAGUUGAUUUCUCAUGUUUGUCAUGUUUACCCAUUCCAUCAUUGGAGAUUCUCUGAAUCAGGCCUUUCUUCUUCCACCCAUUGAACUCUCAAAGAACAAAACUAUAGCCCUAUUUUAAUAAAAAUGUAGUUUUCCUGGUUCUUUUGUUAAGUUUGUUUUAGUUUAUUCUUAAACUGUCAUCUUUUUAAACAUUGUGCUUCAGACCUUGGGGUAGGUAAUGGUACAAUUAGUAGCCAUUACAGUUUUAUUUUUUUAUUUCUUCUUGUAACUUUUAUAAUCAGCAGUUGCUUCUGUUCUUAUUUGCAAUAUUUAAACACAUAUUUCUUGAGUAAAAAGCUACAGUAAAUUUCCCUCUUGGGACAAAUGAUCAAAAACAAAAUCACAACAAUUGUUCAAUGUGCUGUACCAUACCUUCUGACACAAAUCCAUAGUUGUGGUAUUCAAAAAAACAAUGGAAACACUUUCAAUUUUAAAGCAUAAUUAAAGAUACAGAAUCAUUGCCCUUUUACUUCUGAAGCCCUGUAUAUUUUUAAGGUAGCUGAUGUAUAUUUUUUUAUUGGUAUUCAAUUAAUGGAAUUUUCUUAGUAAAUAAAGAUAUUUCUGGUA
Molecule: messenger RNA, 2035 nt
Organism: Erpetoichthys calabaricus (reedfish)
Lineage: Eukaryota; Metazoa; Chordata; Cladistia; Polypteriformes; Polypteridae
Product: class I histocompatibility antigen, F10 alpha chain-like
Exons: 13
Coding region: 135-1406 (423 amino acids)
Biological process (GO): immune response
Cellular component (GO): external side of plasma membrane
Source: RefSeq, a predicted model, not a curated record